Peniophora sp. CBMAI 1063 is the source of this 948-nucleotide messenger RNA. Lineage: Eukaryota; Fungi; Basidiomycota; Agaricomycetes; Russulales; Peniophoraceae. The record is from the annotation of a GenBank genome assembly.
AUGUCCUCCCAUCGCAUUCAAGUGUCUCUGGAACAAGCCCAGAGGAUACACCAACGAAAGCUUGCGGAUGCAUCGAGUACCAACCCGGAAUUGCAACUGAACUGGUUCAACUCCAUGAAGCUAGCCUUCAAGGAGAUGGACGAUGUAUUCAGGCUUACCCAGUCUCCCGAUGGGUUUGAGUUCCUAGAUAUAGGGUGUUGCCCUGGAGGCUUUUCUUCAUACAUUUUGGACGCUAAUCCAAAGGCAGAGGGCACGGGUAUAUCGCUCGAGGAAUCUCGAGGCGGACACCCUUUCCUGCUGGAGGAACACCUACAGUCACGCUUUCAUCUCAUCUGGGCGGACGUGACGAAGUACCAACUCGGCCCUGCUCGGCCUCACACAGCAGCAUAUAACCCUUUGCCGUUCUCGCCGUCCUCACACCCAGAUGGGUUUGCCCUUGUGCUCCUAGAUGGUCACGCCUUGAGAAACGCUGCUGGUCCCAGUGUGCCAAAGUUACACAUCCUCGGCAAUCGUCUCCUGAUAUCGCAACUCGUCAUCGCUUUGUCCGUCAUCCGCUAUGGUGGGACCAUGGUCGUGAAGCUAAACAACGUCGAUGAUCCUAAUACGAAGCGUCUGCUCUUCAUGUUCGACGCCCUUGCCGCUGAUACGCGCACCUGGAAGCCUAUCUGCAUCCAUGCGACGCGCCCUACAUUCUAUGUAGUGGCUCGAGGCAUGGGAUGCGGUCAGAAGGCGCACAUGUAUCAGGGCGUACAAGACGGAUUGCAGGCGCUCUGGGCCCGCUUGAUCAUGGGUCAGACUAUGGACGACAAGAGCUUGAACUUCAUCGUUGAUGGACGCACCCUGAAGACCACCUAUGCGCGCCGUCUGUCAGAACUGACUGACCAUAUACGCGCCGUUCAGAACCAGUCCUGCAAGCAGUGGAGAAUGCAGAUGGCAAUGGGAUUUUGA